AAGGAGCUGGAGGGAUGUGCUGAGGCCGGCCAGGUGGGUGUGUCCCCACCCGCCACAGGAGCAGGUCCUACGAGCUGGGCCCAGCCCAGAGCAGACAGCGGAAGCCAGCUCGAGGCAGAGGCAGCGGCAGAGCUACAGGGAGCACAGGUCUCCACUGCUGAAGAAGUUGUGAUCAAAGGCACCGGCCACGCCACAGUCUGCCCCCGCAGCCCCUGCCCACAUUCCCAUGUCCUGCCUCUGCUCGCUUUGGGCCCAGCUCUAUACAGCUUCCAGGCGCCCUGCGGGAGGUGAACAGGAUCCUGGGUGCCUGGCGUGCCCCAUCAUGCCCGCAGCCUAGCUCCCCUCCCGCUCUGGCACUAUGUUGGCCAACUCCACCGCCAACACCUCUCCAGGCAAUGGCUCUGUCCCCCCUUGCCCAGACUACCGGGCCACCCACCUCCUGCACUUGGUGGUCUACAGCCUGGUGCUGGCAGCGGGGCUCCCGCUCAACGCCCUGGCCCUCUGGGUCUUCCUGCGCGCCCUGCGCAUACACUCAGUGGUGAGCGUGUACAUGUGCAACCUGGCGGCCAGCGACCUGCUCUUCACGCUCUCGCUGCCCGUGCGCCUCUCCUAUUACGCGCUGCACUACUGGCCCUUCCCAGACCUCCUGUGCCAGACGGCGGGGGCCAUCUUCCAGAUGAACAUGUAUGGGAGCUGCAUCUUCCUGACGCUCAUCAACGUGGACCGCUACAUAGCCAUCGUGCACCCGCUGCGGCUGCGCCACCUGCGGCGACCGUAUGUGGCGCGGCUGCUGUGCCUCGGCGUGUGGGGGCUCAUCCUGGUGUUCGCCGUGCCCGCCGCCCACGUGCACCGGCCCUCGCCCUGCAGCUACAGGGACUUGGAGGUGCGCCUGUGCUUCGAGAGUUUCAGCGACGAGCUGUGGAAGGGCAGACUGCUGCCGCUCGUGCUGCUGGCCGAGGGGCUGGGCUUCCUGCUGCCCCUGGUGGCCGUGGUCUACUCGUCCGCCCGGGUCUUCUGGACUCUGGCGCGGCCCGACUCCACGCGGAGCCAGCGGCGGCGGAAGACCGUGCGCCUCCUGCUGGCCAACCUGGUCAUCUUCCUGCUGUGCUUCGUGCCCUACAACGCCACGCUGGCGGUCUACGGGCUGCUGCGGGGCCACCUGGCUGAGGCCAGCACCACAGCCCCCGACCAGGCGCGCCAGGGGCUGAUGGCUGAUGUCCAUCCCACAGACCAAGGAGUAGGCGGAAGAGUGCAGGAAGGGGCAAGCAAUGGAGAAAGGGCAAGGGAGGAGGCUGCAGGGGAAGCAGGGGCCAGGCAGGCACGGGUGGGGCUGGGCGAGGGGCCGGAGGGCGGGGAGCGCCGGAGGGACAGCGCGGCUCGCGAGGGAGGGGGCCGGCGGGGAGACCGGCGCCGACGCAGCCUCGAUGUGUGGAACGGGCUGGGGUUUGGCCCACAGCCCCUCGUGCCACUCUGCUCCCCUUCUCCCCCGACCCGUGAAGUGGGGGCCCUUGAUCUUCCAGCCUCCCCCCUCCCCUGA
Molecule: messenger RNA, 1537 nt
Organism: Tupaia belangeri chinensis (Chinese tree shrew)
Lineage: Eukaryota; Metazoa; Chordata; Mammalia; Scandentia; Tupaiidae
Gene: LPAR5
Product: lysophosphatidic acid receptor 5
Exons: 4
Coding region: 359-1537 (392 amino acids)
Biological process (GO): behavioral response to pain; G protein-coupled receptor signaling pathway
Cellular component (GO): membrane
Molecular function (GO): G protein-coupled receptor activity
Source: RefSeq, a predicted model, not a curated record